GUUGCCUUGUCGAAUGCCUGGGUAUACCACGAAUCUAAUGCCCAACAUGCCCGACGAGCGCGAGGAGCCUGCGACGGCACGAGCCCCGCGCCAAAACACGUUCCAGCAUGUCGCUGCCACAGCGACCGCAGACGGCCUCGCCUUCAAGCAGAAUCAUCUGGGCGUCGCCUUCAGAGAUUUGACUGUGCACGGCCUGGUAUCCGAGAAUGACUACCGCCACACAGUCGCCAACGCGCCGUUGGUCAUGGUCCAGGUUCUGAGGAAGUUGUUCGGCCGAGAGCGGACACGAAGACUCGACAUCUUGCGGGACAUUGACGGUGUUGUGCGGAGCGGACAGAUGCUGGCGGUGCUGGGUAGGCCGGGGAGCGGAUGUAGCACUCUUCUGAAGACGCUCGCAGGCGACACCGACGGGCUGUCUAUUGGCGCCAAGUCCCUCAUCAGCUACCAAGGCGCUUCCACUCACGAUAUGUGCAAAGACUUCCGCGGAGAAUGCGUCUACAUGGCCGAGCAGGACGUCCACUUCCCAGAGCUCACGGUGCGAGAGACAUUGUCCUUCGCCUCCGCGACUCAGUUCCCCAAGGCAUCUGCUUACGGCGCGGCCAAAACACAGCUGGCGCUUGAUGUCUUCAAUCUCGCCGACGCCGUGGAUACCAAGAUCGGCAAUGAAGUCAUUCGGGGAGUGAGCGGCGGCGAGAAGAAGCGCGUGACCAUCGCAGAGGCCCUGUCUGCCGAAGCAUCGAUUCAAUGCUGGGACAACAGCACGAGGGGCAUGGAUAGCGAGACGGCCCUCAGCAUCGUCCGCCACUUCCGCUCUCUCGCAAAGAACCAGGGAACCGCCAUGGUGGUCAGCCUGUACCAAGCAUCACAAUUAGCCCUGGACGAGUUCGAUCUGGUUACCGUUUUGUACCAAGGACGCCAAAUUUACUUCGGUUCCUGGAAUGCUGGGCUUUCGUACUUUCAGUCACUGGGCUUCCAGAAGCCACCGAAGAUGACCGCGGGUGAUUUCUUCACGGCGCUGACGAACCCGGCCGAGGCAAGGAAGCUCGCGCAGGAAGGCAGGGAGGACACGGUCCCGAUAACGGCAGAGGACUUCGUGUUCCAUUGGAACCUGAGUGCAGAGCGAACGUGGCUGCUCGGCGAGGUCCACGCCUUCCAGGAAGAGUUUCCCUCGGGCCGCGCGACACUCGACGCCUUGCGCAAGAUGAAGGCAAGCAGUCGAGGAGUCAACCUUCACCGUUCCUCUCCUUACACUAUUGGUACUUUUCGCCAAAUAGGCCUCUGCCUAGGCCGAGGCAUUCAGCGCGUAAAGAACAAUAUCCAGCUGCCCAUAUCGACCGUGCUCGGCAACACCAUCAUGGCGCUUAUUGUGGGCAGCAUCUUCUUCAACUUGAAGCCCGACAGCGACAGCAUGCAGAAACGGACCAUUCUUCUCUUUUUUUCAACCCUCUUGAACGGAUUCAUGACGGGCUUUGAGGGAUUCGCCGUUUGGCAACAGCGGCCUAUCUGCGAGAAGCAUCGACGAUAUGCCUUCUACCACCCGUUCGCGGAGGCUGUCUCAGCAAUGCUGUGCGAUCUGCCUGCCAAAUUAUCAGCCACCGUGCUCUUCAACGUCGUGCUGUACUUCAUGACCAACCUGCGCCGCGAGCCAUCGGCGUUCUUCAUCUACCUCUUGUUCAUCUUUACUACCCUGAUGACCAUGUCGAUGUUCUUUCGCGGGAUCGCCUCCAUGUCUCGAACAAUGCACCAGUCCAUGGUGCCCAUGGGUAUCCUCACGAUCUUGUUCGUGAUAUAUACUGGUUUCGUCAUUCCGGAAGACUACAUGCAUCCAUGGUUGUCAUGGUGCCGGUACGUCAACCCAGUUUACUAUUCGUUCCAGAGCGUCAUGAUCAACGAAUUUCACGGCCGAGAAUUCUCCUGCAGUCAUUACAUGCCCGAGGGCCCGAGCUACAGCGACGCGCAGGUAAUAUGCGCCAGUCCCUAUGCUAUCCCCGGAGCCCGCUUCGUGGAUGGUACCCGGUAUCUGUCCCUCGCCUAUAGCUUCCGGCGAGAGCAACUGUGGAGAAACUAUGGGAUCCUGCUACUGCUCAUGGUGGGAAUGUGCAUAACCCACGUCACCUCCUCGGAGUAUAUCCUCGCCCAAAAGCCCAAAGGAGAGGUGUUGCUCUUUCUGCGGAGAAAGCAAGCCAAGCUGCGAGACCGGAAAUCUGAACCAGAAGCACUCGAGGCUCCUGAAGUCUCUCGCUACUUUGUUGAAGAGCCCAAGGUCGACAGCUUCGAGCAGGUCAUCGAAAUCCAGUGGCCAUUGUCCAACUUCUGCUGGCGUGAUCUAUCCUACGAGAUCACCGUCAAGAAGCAACGUAAGACUCUGCUUACUGGUAUCAGCGGCUGGGUAAAGCCCGGCACUCUCACAGCCUUGAUGGGCGCUACAGGAGCUGGGAAGACAACGCUGCUGGAUGUUCUUUCUCAAAGAACUUCGGUAGGCAUAGUAUCCGGGACCAUAUGUCUAAAUGGAGAGGAACGUGGCGAUGACUUCCAGAGAAAGACGGGCUACGCUCAGCAAGCGGAUGUUCAUCUCCCCACGAGCACUGUUCGAGAAGCUCUGCAAUUUAGCGCGCUUCUCAGGCAGCCCUCUCACAUCCCAAAGAGCGAAAGGCUCUCCCAUGUUGAGACAGUGAUUGAGGUCUUGGAGAUGGAGCCAUUUGCGGAUGCGCUGGUGGGUGUGCCUGGGGAAGGCCUUAACGUCGAACAGCGCAAACGCCUUACAAUUGGCAUAGAGCUGGCCUCCAAGCCAGAGCUUCUGCUUUUCUUGGACGAGCCAACAUCUGGCCUGGACAGUCAGACCGCGUGGAUGAUAUGCACCUUGCUAAGGAAGCUUGCCAGCCGCGGUCAAGCUAUUCUUUGCACGAUUCAUCAGCCCUCUUCUACCCUGCUUCAGAUGUUUGAUCGUCUCCUGCUUAUCCAAAAGGGGGGUCGAACCCUUUACUGCGGUGAUGUCGGACCCAAUUGCGAAUCGGUAGUCUCCUAUCUCGAAAGCAAAGGAGCCCGAACUUGUGGUCCGGACGAGAACCCGGCCGAAUGGAUGCUGGAAGUCACCGCGCCCGGAAGUAGCAUCGAGUGGUUCGACGAAUGGAAGAACUCGUCACAGCACGAGCAUCUAAUACAACAAAUAGAGAGGAUGUCAUCCACGUCGGAGUUCGAGCGAAGUUCGCUAGCGAGCGAUCACGACCAGUUUGCUGCUCCCUUCACCUAUCAGCUCCGACUCUUGCUGAAACGUACGUUUGUGGAGUACUGGCGCGAUCCUGCGUUCCUUUGGGCAAAAUUCCUUUUCACCUGUGGAUCCACCCUCGCCAUCGCCUUUUCCUGCUGGAAAGCACCCACAAGCCUCCAAGGACUACAGACUCAGCUAUUCGCCAUCUUUCUCUUCUUCACCAGCUUCAGCGCCAUGAUGCAACAAAUUGUUCCUCAGUUCACGGAGCGGAGGGCGCUCUUCGAAGCGAGAGAGGGACCUGCGAGGAUUUUCUCCUGGUCCGCGUUCCUACUCUCGGCUAUCAUUACAGAAGCAAUUGGCCAAACUCUCCUCUCGGCCCUUGCAUUUGGCCUCUUCUACUAUCCCAUGGGCAUGCAUCUGGGCGUCCCUGGAGGCGAAGGACCGGAACGCGCUGCGCUAAUGUUCCUCUUCUUCUUAGCCUUCUUGCUUUUCACGUCGACGUUAUCCCAACUGCUCACUGUGGGAAUGGAGCAUCGCGAGACCACUGUCAACAUCGGAUCACUGCUAUUCUACCUAAUACUCAUCUUCUGCGGAGUAUUAGUCGCAUACGACGACCUACCGAAAUUCUGGACCUUCAUGUACUGGCUGUCUCCCCUAACAUACCUCAUACGGGGCAUGUUUGCUGUCGGGGUCGGGAAGAAGGCAGUGCAAUGUGCCGCCAUUGAGCUUAUUACGCUCUCCGCCCCCGAUUCCAUGACCUGUCACCAAUACCUUGGGCCCUUCCUUGCUUCCGCAGGAGGGACGCUCAUCGAUCCUAAUUCGACGGGCACGUGCAAGUUCUGUCCAUUGGCACGUACCGACGACCUCUUGAGGCGGUUCAAGAUCGAAUAUACGGACAGGUGGCUGAAUUUGGGCGUCGUUCUCAUCUAUAUAGUCUUCAACAUCUUUGCUACAUUUGGAGUUUAUUGGUUAGCGAGGUUGCCGAAGCGCCAAAAUAUGGUGAAGCGCUGAGCUGGUAGACUGCAUGGAGCCCGGGAUUCGAAUGGGCAGACUAAGGCCCGUAUGCAACGGGCUGAGAGGUGUGGGCUGUGUAAUGCAUUAACGAGGAAGUUAUUGAUGGC
Molecule: messenger RNA, 4329 nt
Organism: Trematosphaeria pertusa
Lineage: Eukaryota; Fungi; Ascomycota; Dothideomycetes; Pleosporales; Trematosphaeriaceae
Product: pleiotropic drug resistance protein, ABC superfamily
Exons: 6
Coding region: 14-4219 (1401 amino acids)
Biological process (GO): transmembrane transport
Cellular component (GO): membrane
Molecular function (GO): ABC-type transporter activity; ATP hydrolysis activity; ATP binding
Source: RefSeq, a predicted model, not a curated record